Molecule: messenger RNA, 1881 nt
Organism: Salarias fasciatus (jewelled blenny)
Lineage: Eukaryota; Metazoa; Chordata; Actinopteri; Blenniiformes; Blenniidae
Product: protein NLRC3-like
Exons: 3
Coding region: 1-1881 (626 amino acids)
Source: RefSeq, a predicted model, not a curated record
AUGACUCUGGACUUCCUGAGGAGGAUGAAGCAGGAGGAGCUGGCUGAGCGUCUGAGGAGCAGAACUUCUGCUCUAAUCUCUCAAAAGAAGCUGAAAUGUGGCCUGAAGAAGAGGUUCCAGUGUGUGUUUGAAGGAGUCUCUAAAGCAGGAGAGUCCCCCCUCCUGAACCAGAUCUACACAGAGCUCCACAUCACAGAGGGAGGGACUGCAGAGGUCAACCAGGAACAUGAGGUCAGACAGAUUGAAGCAGCUUCCAGGACAGCAGACAGAGCAGAGACAAGCAUCAGACCAGGAGACAUCUUUAAAGCCUCACCUGGAAGAUCUCAACCAAUCAGAACGGUGCUGACAAAGGGAGUGGCUGGCAUUGGGAAAACAGUCCUGACUCAGAAGUUCACUCUGGACUGGGCUGAAGACAAAGACAACCAGGACGUCCACUUCACAUUUCCCUUCUCCUUCAGAGAGCUGAAUGUGCUGAAGGAGAAGAAGUUCAGCUUGGUGGGACUUGUUCAUCACUUCUUCACUGAAACCAAAGAAGCAGGACUCUGCAGCUUUGAAGACUUCCAGGUGGUCUUCAUCUUGGACGGUCUGGAUGAGUGUCGACUCCCUCUGGAUUUCCAGCACACUGACUUCCUGACUGAAGUUACAGAGUGCAGCUCAGUGGAUGUUCUGCUGACAAGCCUCAUCAGGGGGAAACUGCUUCCCUCUGCUCGCCUCUGGAUCACCACACGACCUGCAGCAGCCAAUCAGAUCCCUGCUGACUGUGUGGACAGGGUGACAGAGGUCCGAGGGUUCACCGACCCCCAGAAGGAGGAGUACUUCAGGAAGAGGUUCAGAGAGGAGGAGCAGGCCAGCAGGAUCAUCUCCCACAUCCAGACCUCCAGGAGCCUCCACAUCAUGUGCCACAUCCCGGUCUUCUGCUGGAUCACGGCUACAGUUCUGGAGAAGGUGUUGAAGAGCAGAGAGGGAGGAGAGCUGCCCAAGACCCUGACCCAGAUGUACAUCCACCACCUGGUGGUCCAGGCCAAACUCAAGAAGGUCAAGUAUGAUGGAGGAGCUGCCACAGAUCCACCCUGGAGUCCAGAGAGCAGGGAGAUGAUGGCGUCUCUGGGAAAACUGGCUUUUGAGAAGCUGCAGAAAGGAAACCUGAUCUUCUAUGAACCCGACCUGGCAGAGUGUGGCAUCGAUCUCACAGCAGCCUCACAGUACUCAGGAAUGUUGACCCAGGUCUUCAGAGAGGAGAGCGGCCUGUACCAGGACAAGGUGUUCUGCUUCAUCCAUCUGAGCCUUCAGGAGUUUCUGGCUGCUCUUCAUGUCCAUCAGACCUUCAUCACAUCUGGAAUCAACCUGCUGGAAGAACAACAGCAAAUCUUCUGUUGGUCAAAAGGGUUGAAGAAGAAAGCUAAUCUCCACCAUCUCCAUCAGAGAGCAGUGGACGAGGCCUUGAAGAGUCCAAAUGGACACCUGGACUUGUUCCUCCGCUUCCUCCUGGGUCUUUCACUGCCAACCAAUCAGAGUCUCCUUCAAGGUCUGCUAACACAGACAGGAAGUAGCUCACAGACCAAUAAGAAAACAGUCCAAUACAUCAAGGAGAAGCUGAGUAAGAGUCUGUCUGCAGAGAGAAGCAUCAAUCUGUUCCACUGUCUGAAUGAACUGAAUGAUAGUUCUCUGGUGGAGCAGAUCCAACAGUCCCUGAGAUCAGGAAGUCUCUCCACAGAUGGACUGUCUCCUGCUCAGUGGUCAGCUCUGGUCUUCAUCUUACUGUCAUCAGAAAAAGAUCUGAAGGAGUUUGACCUGAAGAAAUACUCCGCUUCAGAGGAGGCUCUUCUGAAGCUGCUGCCAGUGGUCAAAGCCUCCAACAAAGCUCUGUUUGAAGACGGCUGA